Exophiala mesophila is the source of this 1845-nucleotide messenger RNA. RefSeq lists its product as uncharacterized. The coding region runs from base 1 to 1845 and encodes 614 amino acids. The record is from RefSeq and is a predicted model, not a curated record. The transcript has a single exon. Lineage: Eukaryota; Fungi; Ascomycota; Eurotiomycetes; Chaetothyriales; Herpotrichiellaceae.
AUGUACGCUCGUUAUCUCUCUCUGACCGCCGGGGCGUGUCUUGUAUCACUCGCUACUGCUCAAGGCACUGUUUCCUUGACGAUAUCUGCCCGACCUCCCGAAGGCGCAUCCGAUUUCAUCAGUCCUGCGUUUGCCGGAUUUGGCAUUGAGCCCUCCAAUCUGUUUUCCUUUACCGGUGGCGCCGAGGAGAAUGAACUGUCCAAAAACCUGAUAGAGAACUUGGCCAAUUAUACAGGCACCCCUCCGCACAUGCGCAUUGGUGGAAACACUCAGGACUACUUUAUUUGGAACGAGGACCAAGACGAGUACAUUUGGUACAACAAUGCCUCCGAGGCUGUGGGUCAGGGAGCAUAUCCCUCGGAUCAUAUGGUGAUUGGACCACGUUAUUUCGAGGUCAUGAACCGAUGGCCCAGCAACACUCCAAUCACCUUUGGUCUGAACCUGGCAUACAGCGAGCCGGAUUACCUUGACCAGAUUGUCAUCAUGGCCCACCAGGUGUUUAAUCGCCUGACCAAUCUCAACGUGGUGUCGUUGGAAAUAGGCAACGAGCCUGAUCUAUACCUCGAGAACGGCUUUCGAUCGGGAGAAUGGGGCGGCAAUAUCUAUACCCAGCAGUGGUUAAACCGUGCCGAAGCCGUUUGGCAAGAAGUGCUUCGGCCUCGAGGCAUCCCUAGCAACAUCUUCGAGCCUGGUACAACGGCGUCGACGAUCGGAACGUCAUUUGAGCUCAAUGAUCUCGACUCGUUUGGCAUCACCGUCACAGCCAACGACUCCAGCAAGCCUUAUAUCGCCGCGUGGAAUCAACAUGAUUACUACUACUACAUUGGGGUGUCUACCUACCCUCUGACACAAUACCAUUUCAUGACCCUGUCGACCACCAACGACCAGUUUGCUCAUUGGGAGGAGCAAGUUCUUCAAGCGUUAGCUACGCCUUACCCAUACCAUCUCCGAGAGAUGGGCGUUGUUGGCCCAAUUGGACUCAACGAUAUCACCGACGUAUUUGGGGCUUCACUAUGGGCAUUGAAUUUCUUCCUCUAUGCCGCCACGUUGAACAUCUCAUCGGUGCAAAUGCACAUGACCGACAACAGCAAUGCUAGUGCAUGGCAGCCAAUCCGGUUCUACGGGAAAGAUCCAUUCGUUCGACCUAACUAUUACGCUUAUGCGGCAUUUGACCAGUUGAUCGGACCAACAUGCCAGGCACAAAUCAGCGGCUCUGUCCUCACAAAUGCCCCGGAGCCAUACGGAGGACGCAGUGCCGUAUAUCAGAUCUACCAAGACAGCACGAUCUCGUCUAUAGUUCUGAUCAAUUCGAACGAGGCCAAUGUAUCGAUGACGGACAAGCCAAGCUUGACCUUUGAGUUGACAUUGCCGACGGAAUUCGCUGGCGAAGAGGUGCAUCUUGCAUAUCUCACCAACGAAGGAGCAGAUGCCAAAUCCGGCACGACGUGGAAUGGAAUCAGCUACGAAGAAAGCGGCAAUGGCCUACCGACCAGAGUCAACGACACUCAGGCCACCGCCCGAGUUGGAGACGAUGGGGUAUUAUCGGUCCUCGUCAGAGAUACCCAAGCCAUUGUCGUCAGCCUCAGCGGGCCUGUCGGCCAGCUGGAGGCAAACCCCAGUGCGUGCCAGGCUUUGUUGGAGAAACAACCCAAUGCUCGACCGGCCGAAACGCCCGUUGGCACAAACACUGCUGAUGGAACAUCGACAAGCGAUUCCAGCAGUCACACAAAUGCCGCAUCCAGUGCCACCGCCGCAAGUCCGAGUAAUGGAAUGACCAGGCUAUCGACCGUUAUCCUCGGCACUCUUGUUUCAGCCUUGUUGAGCGGAUGCUGGUUGGUCUUGUGA